Messenger RNA from Diachasma alloeum, 1485 nucleotides. Its product is annotated as transforming growth factor beta regulator 1. Lineage: Eukaryota; Metazoa; Arthropoda; Insecta; Hymenoptera; Braconidae. Gene Ontology annotation, cellular component: nucleus. Bases 255 to 1277 code for a protein of 340 amino acids. The transcript is spliced from 6 exons. Gene Ontology annotation, biological process: regulation of cell cycle. The record is from RefSeq and is a predicted model, not a curated record.
AGUGAACACUAGGAUUUUUCAUUUUUUUGUCCUACGAGUUUUUUUUUCAUGGCACGUUAAACAUUAAUAUUGCAGGUAAGUAUAAUGCAUACAAUUCAUUUCGAACGGAAAAAAAUAGGGAGUGAACGCGCCGCAGCAGUGUUCAGUGGUAGCGGUGUCAGGUGUCAGUCGGUGCGGCGGAAGUUUAUAACCUCGAAAAAAGGAAGAAUAAAAUAUAGAACAUAUCCAUAUUCGCUUGGACAGCAAAAAGGGAAAUGUCACAUCCAUAUGAACGUUAUUGCAAUAGUUAUCAUCAAAAUGCACAACUACAAGAGAAUCUCAAAUACAAGAAGAAAUACAAAAAACUCAAAAGAAUAGUGAAGAAUCUUGUAUUUGAGAAUGCUGCACUUUGUGAUCAAGUUUCCAACAUGCAGGAGAAUCUCGUGGUGGUCAAUGAAGAGCGUUUAUUUUUAUUAAGAAAAUUGUGUCAGUUCCAGGGAGAGACUGACUCAUCGGCAUCAAGAUCUCAAUUGAAUUUUAAUAGUCACAUGUACUGUCAGAAUCUGAGUAGUGAGGUUAUUCUCAAAAGAACCAAUAGAAAAAAGUCUCCAAGUGAUAAUAAUUACAGUAGCUGCAGUGGAAUAAAUAUUGAGGUAAAACCAAAGGCAAGACGAUAUGGAAAGACAGCAAAAAAAAUGGUACAGCUGAUGCCUCUUGAUGUCCAUGGAAGACCACGUUUUCCAAUUUCUCUUGGAGAUUUGACUGUUUAUUCACUCGGUGAAGUAAUAACCGAUAGAGUUGCUUAUCAUACCGAGGAUCACAUUUAUCCAGUUGGCUUUUGCAGUACAAGAGUUUAUGCAAGUCUCAAGAAUCCACGAAUAAAGGCUUUGUACACUUGUAAAAUUUUAGAUGGAGGUGCAAAUCCCAGAUUUGAAAUAGUCUCGGACUGUGAUUUGGAUCAACCCCUAGUGGGUGCAAGUCCUGAUGAAUGUCAUGUUAAAUUAUUAUCAUCGAUAUCUUCAAUACUCUGCAAUAUACCACCAAAGGGUGGAUAUUUCUUCGGUGUAUCGCAGCCUACUAUACAGAAUUUAAUUCAGAGUUCGCCUGGAACGAGAAGGCUGUCUCUUUACAAAACCCAACGUUUUGAAGUGAGCAAAAGUCAGCCUAGCGAGAAUGGAAUGAUUGCCAUGGCUGAAGAAGAAAUGGAUCCUGGCAUUAAUUUUUCAGUAUUACACAGAACUUUUGCAUUCAUCUCUGAUUAUAGAGUGAAGGAAGAACCUUGUGAACAUGAUAUUUAAUUUGCUCUAUAAAUAAAUUUACAUUUGAUAACCAUCUAGGAAUAAUAUAUCAAUAUUAGAAAGUUGUCCAAUGUUGGUAUAAGAAGGGGAAGAGUUAUCACAUAAUUUGUUUUUACUUUAUCCAAUGUAUAAUUGUGUAAAAAAGCAGUAAUUCAUAUGAAAUACGACGAAAUGAUGAUAAAUAAAGCAAAAAAAACAUUGAUAUUUA